Messenger RNA from Neoarius graeffei (lesser salmon catfish), 1104 nucleotides. RefSeq names its product solute carrier family 10 member 2 (gene slc10a2). NCBI's taxonomy places the organism in Eukaryota, Metazoa, Chordata, Actinopteri, Siluriformes, Ariidae. The record is from RefSeq and is a predicted model, not a curated record. Gene Ontology annotation, cellular component: apical plasma membrane. Gene Ontology annotation, biological process: bile acid and bile salt transport. The coding region runs from base 1 to 1104 and encodes 367 amino acids. Gene Ontology annotation, molecular function: bile acid:sodium symporter activity. The transcript is spliced from 6 exons.
AUGUCAACACCUAUAGAGACCUGCAAUGUCAAUGCUACUGUGUGCUCUGGCACAUCAUGUCUUGUGCCAGAGAGUAAUUUUAACAUUAUCCUCAGCACAGUCCUAAGCGUUGUGCUCACUGUUAUGUUGGCCAUGGUCAUGUUUGCCAUGGGCUGCACAGUGGAGGUGCACAAGCUCUGGGCACACAUCCGCCGACCAUGGGGUAUCUUCAUUGGCUUUCUCUGCCAAUUUGGCAUCAUGCCCUUCACUGCAUUCAUCUUCGCCCUAGUCUUCCAGGUGCUUCCCAUACAGGCUGUGGUCAUCUUAAUCAUGGGCUGCUGUCCUGGAGGCACCAACUCCAAUGUCAUCACCUACUGGCUGGAUGGAGACAUGGAUCUCAGUAUCAGUAUGACAACUUGUUCAUCCAUCCUGGCGAUGGGAAUGAUGCCCCUUUGUCUGCUCAUUUACACCUCAGUCUGGAUCUCAUCUGAUACCAUCCAGAUUCCUUACGACAGCAUAGGCAUUACACUGGUGAGCCUGCUCGUGCCUGUCACUUUAGGAAUCUAUGUCAAACACCGCUGGCCCAUGGUGGCAAAAAAGAUCCUGAAGGUUGGCUCUACUGUGGGCAUCUUUCUGAUUAUCGUCCUUGCUGUGGUGGGUGGUGUGCUGUACCAGUCCUCAUGGACAAUUUCUCCUGCUCUGUGGAUAAUUGGAGCAUUCUACCCACUAGUCGGCUUUGGCCUGGGCUUUCUGCUGGCUCGAUUUGUGGGGCAGCCCUGGUACAGAUGUCGCACUAUUGCAAUGGAGACUGGCUUCCAGAACUCACAGCUGUGCAGCACGAUUGUUCAGUUGUCCUUCGCUCCUGAGGAGCUGGAGGUCAUGUUCUCGUUCCCUUUAAUCUACAGCAUCUUCCAGCUUUUUGUGGCCAUGCUAGCAAUUGGAGGUUACCGGCUGUACAAGAAAUACUACAGGGGAAACUUGCCUGAGGAGGAUAGCGAGAGGGCUGAUGGAGCUGCUGACACUGCUCCUUGUAAAGACAAGCAGGAGUAUGCUUUGAGCAAUGGAGGAUUUCAGAGUGGUGAGAAUGGGAACACUGAAGGCAAGGGAACAGUCACUCAUCUGUGA